This is a messenger RNA of Trametes versicolor FP-101664 SS1, 5367 nucleotides long. RefSeq lists its product as uncharacterized. The transcript has 11 exons. Lineage: Eukaryota; Fungi; Basidiomycota; Agaricomycetes; Polyporales; Polyporaceae. The record is from RefSeq and is a predicted model, not a curated record. The coding region runs from base 1 to 4824 and encodes 1607 amino acids. Gene Ontology annotation, molecular function: protein binding.
AUGGCAAGCGGACAGCCUAAGCCGGCAUGGCUCACCGAUGAGCUCGCAGACGUCGACGAAUGGGUCGAUUGGCAAGAUGAAGAACAGUCUAUCGACUCUGCGCACUCUGGCUCCGACCUCUCCCUCACUCAACCCCUAGGCUCCGUCCUGGUGCGCAACAAUGAUCUUUGCUCGCCGUCCGACGCGUCCAAGUCCGGCGAUUCCGUCGGCACCUUCAUCGUCCGCGAGGAGAUGCCUCAGGCCCCGCUCUUGCCCAAAACCCCGGGCCGCAACAAGAAAGCCCUCGUCAAGGAUUUCUUCAGUCCUCUCGCCCUCGAGAAAAUGUUUGAGCCUCCAUCGCCGCCGCAUCCUUCUUCAUCACUACCCCCACCAUCUCUUCGAGCUACCACUGCCGCCCCCAGCGUGCCCUCGCGCCUUUCCCAAGUCUAUGUUCCUCCAUCUGAUCACUCACUAGCCCAAGCAGACGAAGAGGAAAUGCCGAACUCCAUCGGGAGCAUAUUGAUGAACGAUGGGCUUGAGGCGGAGGGCGCACACGGCCAGUUCACAUUCUCCGUUCCCCGUCCUAGCCCAUUCAAUCCGGCCGGCCCCGUUCCAGAAGCAACGAGUACUCCUGGGCCUGGUGUGGCCGCGCGACAUCUCAACGCUCCGCCUACAGACCCCCGCCUCCGGCUCUUCCAGUUCCAGUAUGACACGUUCACGCGCGACCACCUCUCCGCCAUGGUCGACUCUAUCGCAGUGAACACGCCAUCCGGGGAGGGCAUUGCGGCCACCCAAGGAUCCCGCCAGUCCACACCAUCCGGCCUCUCACCUGUCGCUGAAACCAGCUUCACCCGUCUACGAAGUGCGAAGCGUAUCAAGCUCAGCCCCGCCAGUGACUAUAGCAGCGAGAAGGGAGAUGGUGCCGCAAUCAUUAUCCGCCCUGAGUCGCGUAAAGACUACGUGGGGGAGUCGCGGAACUUAAUGGAGCAGAUCAGGAAGGCCCGCGAUUUCUCUACCGUGUCUACCGUCGCGACAGCAAAGUCACCUGCGGCGGAUCGCCAGGAAUCCCCGGAGGUAGAGGAACAACCUAGAGAAGAGGUCCAGCCGCCUCUAAGACGUCCCUCAUUCCUUACUGUGCCCGACAACGGCUCCAGUAGAGAUCCUUCGCCCGCCGGGACCCUCUCCUCCGGGAAACAGUCGACAUAUUCAUCCCUGGCCUUCCGCCAACAGGCCGCCAGCCUCAUGGCGCAAAUCCGGAGCGACAUGAAGGGCUCCAAGAGGAUCUUCUCCGGAGACACGGAGGCCUCCCAUUUGCGAGGCGAUGACACCACAGAAGCAUCCGCGAUCUCGGCGGAUACCACCGUCCCAUCUCUGCGCACACGCGGAGGCGACUUUGUCAUUCAGAGCCGGCCCCGCCAGCUCUCGAGCUCUCAGGCGCAAAUGCGCCGCACCUCUACCACGGUUAACCGCGUCACAAGCACGUCGCGCGGAAAGCAACGAGAGAGGACUGCAGCGAGUCCGCGCAAGUCGCCACGACAUCAGCGGGUAGCGACAGCAGAGUCCAUCGCGGAUGCUGCGAAAGACCUCGCUGAGGACUUCACCCGUUUGUCUUUCGAGUCCUCACAUGUACUCGGACAGUUCCCUGCGCCACCUGUGCGACUCGUGUCUGCCUCGACGUCCACGGCGCCGCCGUCUCCCAUCAAGGCGAGCCCUGGUUUGCUCGCUCCGCCCUCAGGCGAUGCCCCGGCAUAUCCCACCUCGUCCCUCCGAACAGGACGCAACGCCGAUCUCACACGUUUCGUGUCCUCGAGCACCGCGUCGGGCACCACCGUAACGGUCGGGAGCACCGAGUCAUUCGUCAAGCACGCGGGCCCCAAGCAAAUCACGCACAUCACGCCGAACGACGUGCCCGCCCUCCCGGAGCGCGUAGGCAAGAUGGUAUUCGAUCGCGUGAUGAUGCGCUGGGUGAAAGCUACCGCGCUCGCGACCGGGACGAUGUCUGAGGUAGAGGAGCACGUCACGCAGGAGUACGAGGGGGAUAACAGCGAGGACCCGUUUCGCGACAUCGAGAGCCUGCGCGAGGACGAUUCCGAGGAGCGCGAUGCGGCGGUCGAACCCCAGGGGGAGGAGCAAGAGGAGUCCAUGUUCCUCGAUAACUCGGAGAUGGACAUGGAUAUAGAGAAGAGCCGGUUCGAGGUCCUCGGCGAGUCCGAGGUCGAGGACGCAGAAGAAGCCGAGCUGACGUCGUUCUCGACUGACGGCCCCUCGCAGGAUUACAUCCCGGCGAUGCCUGCGGAGGAUGAAGAGCAGAUGGACGAGUUCUCGGGAUACACGGACGAUACCGUGCCCGACGACGAGGGGGAGGACACGGAGGGUAUGGUGCCGACGGCUACGAUCGACCUGCCGCUGGAGCCUCAGGACACUAGACAGUACGACGAACAUACCGCAGAGCCCGCAUUCGACGACACCCCUCCCCAGUACCUCGCUCCUGCGGCCCGUCCCUCUCAGCAUGCCAGCGUGUUGGCGACGCCCAAUCCUCCUAGCCGCUCUGCGAGUGGAAUGGCGCCCACUCCCGCUCCACGGUCGGUACUGAAGAGCGCGAGCAUCACGCCCGUCUCGGCCCUCAAGGAUCCUGGUCGUAGUCGCUUCUACACUCCCGCCACGAAACUGGGUCACCGCCGGUCGGUGAGCUUUUCGGACGGAAAGCGCGAGGGGCCUAUCGUUGGCGUAGGGCGAAAUAUUCCCACACCGGACGUGUCUGCAGUGGGCGAUGAUGACAGUCCGCUCGCAUCCGGGUCAAGAGCAGUAGGGGAAGCUAGUGGCAGCGCAGUGUUGGUUCCCUCAGCGAGGUCGAAACGCAUCGCCAACAUGCUCGACGACUUGGGGGAUGACGACUUCGAGGACGACUCGCCCUCGAAAGCUAGCUCCGCCUCCCGACCGCCCACGGCCGAACUCCAGCCUCUACCGCCUCGCCGGCCUAGCACUGGACCGGGGGCGGCGGACUCGCCCAUGCGGUCUGGCCCGCGACGCGUUUCGUCGCGGGUGCCUCCGACUCCGCGGGGCACCAGUGGGAACGCGACGUUCCUGACUGAAUGCAGCUUCGGGGUGGCGCACGACCGGCUGGUGCAAGUGAUCACGGACGUGCAGCCGUUCGAGCCGUACUGGGAGGAGCUCAGCUCGAUCGACCUCUCGCACCGCAACCUGGACAGCACCGCGCGGCUGAAGGAGUUCCUGCCCCGGCUAGACUCGCUGUCGCUGAACUCUAACCAGCUGGCCUGGCUCAGCGGCGUCCCGGGCAGCGUGCGGACACUUUCCGUCGCGUCUAAUCUCCUCACCGGAGUCACGUCCUUCAGCCACCUGCUCAACCUCGAGAACCUCGACAUCAGCCAUAACCAGAUCGAUUCCCUCCGUCAACUAGAGUGUCUCCGCCACCUCAGGGAAUUGCGUGCUGAUGGCAACCGCAUCGACAGCGUGGACGGAUUGCAGAAGAUGGACGGGCUAAUCAAGCUCAGCCUGCAGGCGAAUGAAAUCCGGGAGCUCGACCUGCACGAGUACAAAUGGACUCGGCUAGAGAUGUUGAACCUGAGCCAAAAUCGGAUAAACGACGUCGGCGGGCUGGGAUCAGUCCCGUCACUUGUCGCGCUCAAUCUCGAUAACAACUCUCUGGGCGCACUAGAGCCUGAAGUGGUGAUGUCGCGCCUGCGAAUCUUACGCGUGAGUGGGAAUCGACUGCAGACGCUGAACGCGGCGCCCUUCCCGAACCUUCGUACUCUAUAUGCGGACAACAACUCGCUCGGCACGAUCGUGAAAGCCUACCGGUUAGCGAAGCUGGAGAACCUCAGCCUGCGAAAUCAGAACGGGCGCGGUGGGCUGACGGUCUCGAUUCGGGAUGUGCGCGACGUAAAGCGAUUGUACCUGUCUGGGAAUCCGCUCAAGCCUGGCUUCUUGUCUGAGCCGUGCUACAACCUCGUCUAUCUCGAACUAGCGGCGUGUCGGCUGAUUACGCUCCCCACCGACUUUGCGCGGACGGUGCCCAAUGUGCGCGUCCUGAACCUGAACUACAACUUCCUCGAGGACCCGAGUCCUCUCGAGGGCCUCAUUCGAUUGCGCAAGCUGACGAUCAUCGGUUCGCGGAUCAAGGGCGCGAAGCAGCUCGUGCGGGUCCUUCGGGGCAUGAAGGACAUGGAGAUGAUCGAUUUCAGGCAAGUCUUCCUCGCCUUGAUGAACCCUUGCACCCUUGGCUGGUAUCUACCUCUCCUCGUUAAGGACCUUCCAGGGGCUCUGCAGCCGUCGGAUGGCAAUCGCCCCUCCGAGACUACAGCACUCCCUCCAGCCCCCGGGUCUGGCCAAGGUCCACGAAGAUCCGCACUCCAAGGAUCGGAAAAAGACUUGCCCCACAGCCAACAACAACAAGCCCCGAGCUCAGGCUCGGGUCCAUCUUCACAAUCGCACCCGUCCUCAACCGCCCGGCACGGGUCUUCCUCGACCUCCCCCAGCGCCGUCUCCCUCCCGCCACAAGCCUCCGGCGAGUCGCCCUCGGACGCCGAGCACGACGUCGACCGGCCACACGUCCGCGAGCGCGGCCGCCAAGAGCAGCUCUGGCGCGAGCUGGACGCGAAGUUCCGGCGGGACCUGCCCGACGACGCGUACGUGGGGCGGCUCGCGUACCGCGGGCUCGUCAUGCGCGCGUGCCCGCACAUCCGGCUGCUCGACGGCGUCGAGGUGGAGCGCAAGGAGCGCGACAAGGCCGAGAAGCUGCUCCGGAGCGUGUUCGGCGCCUCGGGCGGAGGGGGCGCGCGCGAAGCCGCGGGCGUGGGUGCGGGCGCGGGUGCAGAGGCGAGCUAGUCUGACUGAUGGGCACCGACGGUCCCCUCCCGCAGGAGUGGUGGCGGGAAGGGGCCGUGUGGUGCCGCCGCAUGCAGGGCGGGGACGGCGGCAUGCUAACUCUACGUUGUCUCGGUGCGAGCCCAUGUUGGCUCUGUGGGCGACGCGGAAGGUGGAGUGUGGGUGGGCCACACGGCGGUGGUUCUCCUCCGCUCCCCUCUGGUCCGGCCGAUUACCACUCCUCAAGAUAGGUUCGACACACCCCGCCAGCCUAAUUGCCACCGCCGAGCAGGGCGGCGACCUGCCUCACGCUGAUACAGGGCGAGGGUGCGUUUCAGACGCCUCGCGCGCCCAGCCUGGUUUCACGAUUUCCGCUCACGAAGAUCUCUCGCACACAUGUACUCUACACAUCUACUACACCAUACGUCGUCGUACCUCUCGGCUCACACCGCGGACUAUAUCCUUACGCAGUGGCAUCUCGUUCUCGCUUUGUGGUCCUGUUGCUCUCAGUUAUUCCGUCCGUCGCAAUUUAGCGCUGUCUUGCUGUGUCCGUGUUAAAUCGAU